AUGGCUUUGUUGCUCAUCUUGUACCUGAAUGUUGCUGUAGGCGCAGGUAAGAUGUGAGGGCUGUGGGAUGCGUUUUUGCUUCUUCCAGGACAAAAAGCAGUUACAGGCAAGCUUUGACUAUUGUUCCUUCCAGUAAAAAACCUGGUGGGCCCAUGCCAACCAGCGAAGCGGUGAAACAGGGCCACUCACAAACAGGAACAAGGGAAACUGCCUUACCCUGGACCAAAUCAUUGGUCCUUCUGGUUCAAUAUUGUCCACAAUGAUUGAUGUCAACUAGGUUUUAGACUCUCCCAGCUCUAAUUAGAGAUGCUGGGGAUUUUGAACUUCAGGCCUUUGAUAGGCAAAGCAGAUGUUGUACCACUGAGCUAAGAACUUUCACCUGCAAAAGUAGGAGGAAUUCUGUGAACCACAGGAAAUCCCAGGUUUGCAGAAAAGUUGUUCAUUAAAGUAAAACAGGGAAAAGCAAAAGAGGAGGAUGGAGGGUUCAGAUCUGUGCUGUUAAUACUGACAUGGACGGCUAAGCCUCAAGGGGGUUAUAGUCCGACACAAAUGGAGGCCACCAGUUUUGGGAAAGCUGUGUUAAAGGCAGACAGCUGUGAUAAGCUUGAUGAAAGCAAGCGACAGUGGAGACGACUCAAACAUUAUUGCUACUCUUCCAUCUGGAGGUAACUUCACACACAGGGUCUCCUAACAGUGCUCUUAGCAAACUACAGUUCCCAGAGAUUUUUGUAGGGAAGUGGUAUCAUAGAGCUUUAAACAUUAUGGUGUGAAUGGGACUCCAAUGAUCUGACAUUGCACAAGGCAGCUUCCUACAGGGCUCAAACCAGCCUCAAUAUCGUGUGUGUUAGUGCUCUGUCAGUUUUGGUCCUUUCUGUUUCUCAUUUUUCCAUUCGUAAAUUCAGUUUCUCACAUUGAUUCAGCAAUUUGAGAAUCCAUUUUUUAAAAAAUUCAGGUGUUUUGGCGAUCAGUUUCUCAUUAUGGAAUGCAUUUUCCUAUGUUAAUUUCACUAAUAUAUUGAUUUGUAUGCACACCUCCCCCUAACAUACUUAUUUUUUGUAAAACUUCCUUUGCUUGGAGAACUGCACUGCAAAGAUCAGAUAUGUGUGAAUUUCAAAGGAUGGCUGUGUUUUGGUUCACAUUGUUUCAGAAGGUGCAAAUUUGAUAGGCUUGGCUUUAAAUGCAAACUGUACUGAGUUUCUCCCUCAUCCCUAGGUAGAGCUAAGAGUACUCUUUCGGGUAUCAAAGUUGACUCAUGGGUGGGGGGUGGGGGGGAUAACGAUCAGGCCCAUCAGCUCAGAAAGGUCCCAUCGCCCCACAUUUUAUAGAGAAGCCCCUGAUUUAAAUCAUGCACAAAUAAUAUUAGAUUUCCUUCUAAAUCCUCUUGGGUUGUAUGCUGUGCAAGUUUACCUCUUACCCUUUUGUUUCAAAGCCUUGGCUGGAAUAGAUCUGGGUCCUCCUGGUGCAUGCCUGCAAGGUCCCAAAUUCUGGUGCCAAGAUGCAGUUACUGCUGCUGAAUGCAAGAAGGAGGAAUAUUGCUGGAUCCAUGAGUGGAGUUCUCCGUUGGUGAGAGCCAGAAAUGCAAAACCACAUCCAUCUGAAAAGCUGCCCUCUUCCCUCUCUCUUCCACCACAUUUACAGGUGGGUUAUAUAAUACAACCGCAUCAGUCCACCCCAAAUUAAGCAAAAUUAACCAGAUGUAUGAGAAAGGGUGGGAAGCAAUAUCUUAGGGGGCAGCUGCAUGAUAACAACAAGGACGAGAAGGACUUCUCUAGACAUUCUUCAUCUAUAGUUGGGAGUUAGGAUCAGCCAUGUGACCACACUGAAACAGAGGUCAGGAACUACCAUGGGAUAAUUUGGGGAGAACUAACUAACUAUCUCAUUCUUCUUUUCCUUUUAAAUAUUACCUUCCAGGCCCGUAGCUAAAUACUGCGUGGUGCAUAAGGGAGAGAGGGAAUAAUUGCCAAAGAUUUAAUACAUAAAUGCUGGUAGCCAACUUAUUAUUUGCUUGUAUUGGUGAACAACUUGGUAGAAAACAGUCUGCGCACAGUUCCCGAGUAGAAGGUUAGAUAAUUUCUUUUUUAAAAAAAGCAACAAAAGCUGGACAUCCAAGGAGGUACUUGUGCCAGGAAGAACCACUUAUAGUGAGAGCCCCAUUAUUACACCCACUAUUUGCCCAAAAAAUUGCCUUGGUCCUUUCCUGAAAGCCUCAUUUUUGACUUUGAAGCCAUUGAUAUCUUUGUUUGUGACAGUGGAAGGGACUUGAGGAGGAGGACAAGGCUGAUGCCCCAUUGAUUAAAUGCUUCGUCUGCACCAAGAUUGUCAAGAAAAUCAAGGAUCUGGCUGGAGAUGAUCCAGAUGAUGUAAGUUACCAAUUGCUAUGUUAUUGGAACUUAUUUGCUCGGCUGAUACUGAAUAUUGGGUCUGGGGGCAGAGAGCCACUGAAUUGCCACAAGUGAUUGACACCCAGAGAUUAGCCUGAAAACAUAUCAUGCAUUUCCAUUGCUGAGGCUAAGCAGAGUUGGCCCUGUAAGCUACCUGGAGGGAAUUAUAACUGGGAACCACAUGGUUUAAUGGUGAAUUUUGGACAUAACGGAGAUGUAAAACAUUUGGAUUACAGUUGUACCUUGGAAGUCAAACAGAAUCCGUUCCAGAAGUCCAUUCCAAAACCAAAUCACGGCUUCUGAUUGGCUGUAGGAAGCUCCUGCAGCCAAUCUGAAGCCGCAGAAGCCCCGUCGGACGUUCGGGUUCCAAAAGAACGUUCGCAAACUGGAACAAUCACUUCCAGGUUUGCGGAGUUUGGGAGCCAAAACGUCCGAGUUCCAGGGCGUUUGACAACCACGGUACGACUGUAUUAUAAAAGAUGCAGGAGGAAAUUAUUAAUAAUAGGACCCACAAAGAGGAGGAGGGAAGUCCAGGAGAUUCUUUGGAAUCUUGUGUUUAUGUUGUAUGUUGGAUAUAUGAUUGUAAAACUUUAAUCUGAAAAAACCAAAUACAUGAACUUUCAAAAAAUAAUAGUAAAUGGGAACCACAUAAAAGCCCCUUAAAUGAAUACUUAAACCUUUAGAGCCACCCCAUGGCUAAGCAAGGGAGAAGAAGAGAGCACCCCCAGGGCUGAGCAAGGAAGCUGGAGAGCUCUUUUCACACUGAGUAACCCAAGUGGACCUGGUGCAAAAACCAAGUUUCAAGCUCCUAGACUUGUUUGCCGAGCAAGGCCCUCUUGGCACCCUGGCUCUGGAAGCCUAAGGAAGCUCACGCGAAAUCUCACUGGAACUCAAAUUGUCCCAUGAGAUUUCAAGAAGGAGCGUCUCCAGCCCCAUCAUUCAGCCCAGACACUGAGGUCCAGCUCCGAGGGCCUUCUGGCAGUCCCCUCGCUGCGAGAAGUGAGGUUACAGGGAACCAGACAGAGGGCCUUCUCGGUAGUGGCACCCGCCCUGUGGAAUGCCUCCCAUCAGAUGUCAAAGAGAUAAACAACUACCUGAUAUUCAGAAAACAUCUUAAGGCAGCUCUGUUCAGGGAAGUUUUUAAUGUCUGGUGCUGUAUUGUUUUUAAUACUCAGUUGGAAGCCGCCCAGAGUGGCUGGGGAAAACCAGCCAGAUGGGUGGGGUAUAAAUUAUUAUUAUUAUUAUUAUUAUUAUUAUUAUUAUUAUUAUUCCAGGACCAGUGCAUUGAGCAGGCUGUGUCCAGAAAGAAAGGCAAAUGCUUAAAAGUUUUUUCCCGUGCCAGGUAACCCCACAUGGACUCAACGCCAGAAAGAGCUUUUUAGCUCUCCACCUUGCUUUGGAUUUGACUGGCACAAUUUCAACCAGCCCACCUGGAGGUGGCCUGAGGGAAGUCCUGAGGGACAAAUAGAGGCCUGGGGGCUUGUAUUUGCCCCCUAGGCCUGAGGUUCCUCACUCCUUGUGUGAGACUUUUCACAAAGGCUGUGUAGCACGCCAUACAUUAAAAACCCACUCACCCUCAAAAAGAAUCCUGGGAACUGUAGUUUGUUAAAGGGCCUGGGAAUUGUAGCUCUUAAGAGUGGUAAACUGCAGUUCCCAUGAUUCUUUGCGGGGAGGGCUUUAAAUACAUGCAGCUAAAGACAGCCAAUAUUCCAACCAACUUUAUUUGGAGCCAAAAAAAAAAAGGGUAAAGAAGGAGGAAAAUGAACAAAUAUAGCAAAAUAUACAGCUCCCUGCUCACUUCAGAUUAAUAUAGAGUGCGAGAGAAGUCAGGGCUCCUGUGCCUUUAAUAGGCACACCUUUAAUAAGUGUGUAGAAGAGGGAAUUUCAGUAGGUGUAGCAUGCAAGCAGUGGCUGGUGUGAGAAGAAACGAGGGAGGAAAGCAGAGGAAGGCCACUCUGGCAGACACACAAAGGCUGUAUCUGUUUGAAUCUUGAGCAUGGAGCCACCAAGUUACUGUUCUUACUCCCCAACUCUUCUUUCAGGAGAAAAUCGAGGACGCAAUAGCUUCUGUAUGUCGGGUAGUGGGCAGGUUCCUGAGAGGGACUUGCAAAAAGCUUUUGAGGCUUUUCAAAUCAAAGCUCAGACAAGAUCUGCAGGCUGGCCUGAAGGCUCGGGACAUCUGUAUUGAUCUGAACGUAUGCAGGGAUUGCUUGAGGGCACUACCAGGUGAGAGCAGCGCAUUUAUUUUAUUUAUUAUUUUCAUUUAUUCAUUCAUUAAAAUUCAUAUGCUGCUUGAUUUUUAAGAAAGAAAACCUCAAAGCAGCUCUGGUGACUUCCUGUCCUUAUUCAAGACAAACUCUAUCCUUCCCUUUUCCUCACUGGAUUAUUCCUUAUGGACAGCCUUCUUUUCCCCUGAGGUUUUUAUUUUUAUUUUUUGAAGGGCAUAUCUCAUUAUGGGAGGGGCCAAAGGUGGGUGGUCCCCGCUGGAACAAGUAGGGCAGACCAACAGUAGGCAGAGCUGGAGCCAAUGACAGACAGACCCAAAUCAUUCUAGUGCUGUCUCCAUUCUCCUCCCUGCUAAAUUCCACAAGGGGCAAGAAUUAGGUUGAGGAGGAGAAAGCCGACAGCCAGGGCCACCUCCUGGACUGGCUGCGAGUAAGACAGGAGGUGGACCUCAGGCUGCCGUGGGUGGGGCAGUGCCCCAUUUGCUGUAACAGACUAGCCUCCGCUGCAAGGGCCAAAGCCCCCUUGCUGAAGUACAUAAGAAUUUCAGAAGUGCCCCACUGGAUCUUAAGCGAGGAAACAGACUCACACAAGACCGGUAGAUUAUGCUUUAAGGCAACCUUCUCAAACUAGGUGCCCCCUAGAUGCUGCUGGGUCACAACCCAUGGCCAAUGAUCAUCGAUUGUGGGAGCUGAUAGCCAAAACAUCUGGUGAGCACCAGGCUAGAGAAGGCUGCCUUGAGAAAUCUUUGGUGGCUCGAAGGCAUUCCAGUAAAAGAAAUGGGGAGCAGGGGGAGAGUUGAUAAUGCAAGGUGGAAGAUGCUCUCUAACCGAGAAAUCUUCAAAACAUAAAAAGAACCCAGCUGAAUCAGACCAAAGGUACAUUGAGUCCAGCAUACGUUUUGCACCCUGGCCGACAAGAUGCCUAGGAAACUCCCAAAAGCUGGCGAUGAGCUCAAUAGCCCUCUGCAGCUUUGGAUAUGUAGCUAUCAUGCAUGACUAGUAACUACAGAGGAGGCUCACCUGACGCCUUUAUAUCUUUAGAUGCCAGGCGAAAACCUUUCUCUUCAACCAAGCGUCGAUUAACAUUCUAUGGCUUUUUAAAUGUGUUUGUGGGAAGGGGGUGUUUUGCUUUGCUUUUAUUUCAUUGUGUAUUUUGUUUCAUUGUGUAUUCUGUUGUGAACCGCCCUGGAAUCUAAAGAUGAAGGGCAGUAUACAAAUUUAAUUAAUAAUAAUAAUACAUAUAGCUGUAUAUUCCCCCAUGAAUUAAUCCAAUCCUCUUUCAAAUUGUCACUGGCAAUUUUGCUUCAUCUCUUAGUUGUGGUUUCCAUGCUUUAACCACAUGCUUUGUUUUCUACAGAGGAAGAAAAGAUUGAAAGCAGCUGGUGA
Molecule: messenger RNA, 5992 nt
Organism: Podarcis lilfordi (Lilford's wall lizard)
Lineage: Eukaryota; Metazoa; Chordata; Lepidosauria; Squamata; Lacertidae
Source: the annotation of a GenBank genome assembly